This is a messenger RNA of Hippocampus zosterae (dwarf seahorse), 1856 nucleotides long. Its product is annotated as regulator of G-protein signaling 8. Lineage: Eukaryota; Metazoa; Chordata; Actinopteri; Syngnathiformes; Syngnathidae. The transcript is spliced from 5 exons. Bases 511 to 1512 code for a protein of 333 amino acids. The record is from RefSeq and is a predicted model, not a curated record.
UUCAAAAAAAAAAAGACCCAAAUCCGACUUUGGCCCAUUUGUUUGUUAUCGCACAUUUUCCCUUUCAAGUAAAUUCCAGGCCUGUGGAUUACAGCGGGUUAUCAUGUUCAUGUAUGUAUUCAUUUGGCUCAAAAUAUGUUGAACCCUACUUUAAUGGUUCCCCAAGAACGAAGUAAUUUAAUCAUAUCAAUGAAAAACGCGCUUUCCUUCCUGAAGCGAUUUCCCAGGUUAAUGUGGUCUCUGCAUGGCGAAAUGAACAUGACCAAAUAAGUGAAUAAUUCCUACUGCGUCUUCACUUGUUUGCCAUUGUGGAGCAACUCCUUCUGACUCAUUGUCCAAUUUUAACACUUGCCCAACAAUCCGUUGCAUUCAACAGCCUGCGCCUCGGACUCAAACUCUGCCCUAGUUCUUUGUACCUUGACCUAUUUCUCCCCCGCUCACUGUUUGUCUACAGAAGUUCCUUCCUUUCACGGUCCCUGAUCAUCACCAUCAUCAUCAUCAUCAUCUCCCAUGGCCACUCUGCGGAGAUUCCGCUCGGAGGGAUCCCUCCUGGAUCUUGAUUUCUUCUCAUGGAGGAAGGUAGACCUAAAGAGAACGGAGCAUGAAGACCAGCGGGACUACGGCACAUCUUCUGUUGCUGAAGUUGAGGAAGACGCCGAGCAGCUUCCUGCCAUGCAGGAGCCCAGCGCUUGCAAAGUUAGCAAGAAAGAACUGACGAAGGAGCUUAGUGUCAGUGCGGAGAACCUGAGAGACCUGCAGGAGAAGAAGAGCAAGAGCCACCACCUUGAAGUGGCUGCCAUUGGCGAAGGCUGCCGGGCCUACAGUGACAGCCAACUGGCCCCGGCGGCAAAGGAGAGCAUCGGCGGUGUCGAGAGAGAAGACUUCGCUUCUCCAUCCACUACAUCUGCCGCCCAUCCAUUCGUCCUCAAAUCGCAACAUCGAGCCAAACUUUCGGCUGCCAAACUGCACCUCAAGAGUCUAUUUGGCCAGAGUCCCCAUUCCUCAAACUCCAACCUUUCAAACACAGAACACAAAGACAGUGCCAAAGAGAGGAGGGCACGGCUGCUCUUCAUGCGUCAGUGGAGCCAGGUGGGCCACAGUAAGAGGCACGCCAUCAGUCGAGAAGAACUGGAAAGAUGGGCCCAGUCCCUGGACAACCUGCUGGACAGUCAGACUGGGGUUUUGGUGUUUGAGGCAUUUCUUCGUUCCGAGUUCAGUGAGGAAAAUCUGCAGUUCUACCUGGCCUGCCAGCAGUACAAACAUUCGUCCAACAACUUCAGCUUGCAGAGGAGGGCAAAGGACAUCUGCGCCACCUACAUCCUGGCCGGCUCACCUCGGGAGGUGAACAUCGACUGUAAGACCAGAGAUCUGACCGUGCGGCUGCUGCAGGCUCCCUCCCACACUUCUCUGUCGCACGCGCAGAGGCGCAUCUACUCGCUCCUGGACACGGACUGCUACCCCCGCUUCCUGGAGUCCACCAUCUACCUCGGCUUACUGCGGGAGGCCGACUAGCGGCCAGCCGCGCGCGGAGACCGCCAAGGCAUCGGCCGUGGCCUCUGGCACGCUCGCGGAAGCAAGACAGACGGACACUAAGGAGGUUCCUUGCGCCUCACGGAAAAGACAAAAAAACAAAAGCACUGUUGUCAAAUGAUACGCGAGUAUCAUGAGAUCAGCGACAUCAUGAGAAGGAACCAGUAUUUUUGACGACAAUGAGAAAUUUGAGGAAAUUCCAAGAAGCUUAGAGAUUGCCCUAAGUGAAUUGGGCUCUAUAUUCAGGGAGAGGGGGGGUUUCACCAAUGCACCGGAAGGGAAGUGAUUUUUCUGUCAACAAUCGGAAUUAAAUGAAACCGCUCAUA